AUGGCCUCGCAAGAAACGCCGGCAAGGACUCCUUCUAGGACUCCUCGCAGAGCAACCAGCGCUGAGCCUUAUUCUGCUCGCGCAUCUGUUCAUACUCCUCUCGAUCGUAUUGGCGCCCGCGAUUUCCGAGCCUCUCUUCGUCGAGGCACUCCUGCCUCUGCUGGCCGAUCCAAUGCGCCAACACCCCACGCCAAAGCCGCUCGCCGGCUUCUCGACCAACGGCGAACAGCAAUGUUUACUCCGGGAAAGAAUCGCAGACAAAGCAUGAUGCAACAGAGAGAAACUCCGUUGGAUGUUCUGCGACACCUCGGUCGAGCACUAGCACCCAAAAGCAAGCCGAUCCAAUAUUCUUCUUCUUCAUCUCCUGGAAUACGAAAAAGCUCAUCGCCAGCACAGCAGGAGCAAAGCAACCUUUAUGACGACGACGAAGACGAUGAUGACGAUGAAUUUCUUACUCGGCGGCCAAGACUCUCGUUGCCACUGGAUGAAGACGCUUCUAGUAUGAGCUCGGAAAUUCCACCACCGCGAUUGUCACAACUGGAUGAAGAUAAUUUCACAGUUCAAUCAAUUGAGAUGCCUCGACGAUAUGCGGAAAACCCAAGGUUGUCUCGGGGCAGCCCAGGAAGUGAGCGCAUAAGUGACUACUUCAACAACGAACCCACAGAAGAUAUCGGCCAACAGUCAGACUUUUUCCCUGGGUUUUUAGAAAACCUCGAUGCAAGAGCUGGCGAUGUCUCUUUAGAAGCAAGCAGAUUCGAGGCAGAUCAAACCCGGCGGAUGACCGAAGGUAGAGGAAGCGACUUUAACCUGGAUAUGCCCGAGGGUUUGGAUGAUCAAACAGUCUUUCAAAUGUCCGAUCCAGCCGACGUAGAGCAAACGUCUCCGAUUGUUGAUCAGUCGGUUGCAGAAGCCAGAGGGGAUGAAGCUCGUGAUCCUCAACAAAAUGUCGUAUUUGGAUCCGACUCCGAUGGUGGAGCAGGAGACUUUGGCAUGGACGGCUGGGACGAUGAGGGUAUGGACGAUCACAGCUCAAUAAAUGAAGAAAUGGAGCCAGCUAUGGAGCCAACGGCCACAGUCACGACACAUCACAUUCCCACUGAAGACAGACUACCUCGCGGGUUGAAAGCAAACAAAAAGCGAAAACGCAUCUCACAACACGGCAUCGAAUAUCCGUCACUCCCCCCAGCUUUUGUCAAGAGGGUGGCACAAACAGCUCUCCAAUCAUCAGGUCUAAGCAACCAACGUCUUUCAGCAGAGACGCUCGAUGCUCUCAUUCAAUCUUCAGAAUGGUUCUUUGAGCAAUUGGGCGAUGAUCUAGGAGCGUACGCGGACCACGCCAAACGCAAGACUAUUGAAGAGAGCGACGUCUUCACGCUCAUGAAAAGAUUGGACCUCGUUCUUCCAUCUUUUCUUUAG
Messenger RNA from Fusarium graminearum PH-1, 1416 nucleotides. RefSeq lists its product as uncharacterized. Gene Ontology annotation, cellular component: FANCM-MHF complex; Fanconi anaemia nuclear complex. Lineage: Eukaryota; Fungi; Ascomycota; Sordariomycetes; Hypocreales; Nectriaceae. Gene Ontology annotation, biological process: resolution of meiotic recombination intermediates; replication fork processing. Gene Ontology annotation, molecular function: protein heterodimerization activity; chromatin binding. Bases 1 to 1416 code for a protein of 471 amino acids. The record is from RefSeq and is a predicted model, not a curated record. The transcript has 3 exons.